AAUUGUGAUCCUUUUUUAUAGAAUUUCAUUAUUGGACUCGAUAAAAAUUGCCUUUCGAUAAUAUAUAACGAAAGUAUUAAAUUCAACAUUAGAACAUUUGAGUGUUGAUAUUUAUCAUCUAUAAUGAGUGAUUUUUCUUUUCGUUGCUUGUUUAUUUGUUUGUUUGUUCUUUUUUUGUUCUUUGAUCGAAAGUCGAUAUUCGACGAUAAUGCAUGAUCUAUUGAAAGGGUGCACUUUGAAAACGUACGGUUCAGAAUAUUGAUAGAUAGAUGGACAGAUGGAUAGAUGUAUAGAUAGAUAGAUAGAUAGAUAGAUAAGGAGAAAAAGAGAGAGAGAGAGAGAGAGAAGGAUCGAAAGCAUGUAUGGUUUCUAAAGUUUUCUUUGAAUUUAAGUUCUUCAAGUUACGUUGUAAACUUCCCUUUACGAAAAAGGAUCAACAAAAAAGGAGAGUACAACUAGACGGUUCCUUUGAUAAACGAAAUUCUUUUUAUUUUUUCUUUUUUGUUUUUUUUUUUUCUUUUCUUUUUUUAAAUCGUAGGUACUUUACGAAGGAGAGACAGAGAAACAGAGAGGAGACCAGCUUGUUGCUUUUGUCGUAUAUCGGGUUCGAUGGACUCGUGUGCUUGUAAAACGAUCAUGUAUGACUAUUUCUGACUAUUAUUAUUAUUAUUAUUAUUAUUAUUAUUAUUACUAUUAUUAAUUUUGAUAAUGAUGUUUGAAAAAGUGACGUUAACGAUUGUGAUCCAGUUGUUAUGUGAUAAAUGGUGAUCGAAAAUCCGUUACCACUGAGAAACUUUUGACGAAGAGCUCGAGAAGAAAUAGGAAGAGAGGAUCGUCGAUCAACGUGAUCAAGAGGAAAAAGAUAAGAAGAUCGUGAAACUUCAUUUCGUUUUUAAAUACAUAUCUCCUUUUUUUUACUCUUCGAACAUUUCUUUGCUACUUGUGCAGCGGCUACGAAGAGACAGAGACAGAGACAGAGACAGAGACAGAGAGAGAGAGAGAGAGAGAGAGAGAGAGAGAGAAAGAGAGAGAAGAUCCUGUUUUUUUUUCCACGUGAUGGCUCCUUAAGCCUAAGAUAAGGGAUCGUCAAAGGUCAAAAAGUUAGAAGGUAGAAAUUCCCAUGCGCGUUCGGAGCAACCGUGGAGGGCCACGGUCGAAAGGAGAGAAGGAGCAUGACGUAGUAAUUGGCGAGGGGGGCGUUUGGGAUGCUCCUGACUUCCGGCUAGGGUCGUAUGGAGGGGAAAGACGAGACCACCACGGAGGACACCCUAUUUUUCAAUCUGACGACCGUCGCUACCAACGACAUCGACGAGUUACUACCAAGAUUUCCCGGAAAGCAUUCGCUUUACACGCCUCUUCAGGCUAUACUGAUCGCCCUGGUGCUGGUAGGCAUUAUCGUCGGCACUGUCAUUGGAAACAUCCUGGUUUGCGUCGCGGUAUUUCUCGUUAGGAAGCUACGACGACCGUGCAACUAUCUAUUGGUUAGCCUUGCUGUCAGUGAUCUCUGCGUGGCGCUCCUGGUAAUGCCGAUGGCAUUGCUAUACGAGAUAUCCCAUAAUUGGACAUUCGGAGCGCUUAUGUGUGAUCUUUGGGUUAGCUUCGAUGUACUCAGUUGCACCGCCAGUAUUCUCAAUCUAUGUAUGAUAUCUCUCGAUCGGUACUGGGCGAUCACGAAGCCUCUUCAAUAUGGCGUUAAAAGGACACCAAAACGGAUGAUAAUCUACGUUACCCUCGUUUGGCUCGUCGCAGCUUGCGUUAGUCUGACGCCAUUGUUGAUUAUCGAAAAUGCUCAUACCUAUUCGGAAACUGGACCGUCACACUGCACCGUCUGUCAGAAUUUCUUUUACCAGAUCUACGCAACCCUCGUCAGCUUCUACAUACCACUAAUUGUCAUGAUACAGGUGUAUUACAGGAUAUUCUGUGCAGCCCGAAAGAUAGUUCUCGAGGAAAGAAGGGCUCAAAGCCAUUUGGAAAGCCACUGUUACCUCGAUAUCGAACCAUCCGUACAGAAUCCAAUGACGCCUGGUAUAAAUCGUCAAUUUAAUUCAGAAGUAAUUACGGGACAAGGUAGUCCACCUGUCAAACAACACAGAAGUUCCAGUGCUUCCACUACGAUACGUUCGAAAGCUCGUGGCGAAUGCAGGCCGGAAAAUAAAACACCGUGCAGCGGUCAUGCAGUGAGAUGUUUCGCCGGUGGUCCACGAAAAAGCAACGAGUCGCAGUGUCCGAUGUUGCAGAAGUUAGAAAAGCCAAUUUUAUCGUCGUCUACGACGACGAUGACACCGUCGAUAACGUCGACGUCGAAACCGACAUUGAUAAGGAAUCAUUUGAACAGCACCUGUAGCGUAACCAAUUCGCCUCAUCAAAAGAAAUUAAGGUUCCAUUUGGCGAAGGAAAGAAAAGCUAGUACGACAUUGGGCAUCAUAAUGAGCGCAUUCAUCAUCUGUUGGUUGCCAUUUUUUGUUCUCGCAUUGGUCAGACCAUUCCUUCCUGAUCCACAAGCUAUUCCAACAUUUUUAUCGAGUCUAUUCCUUUGGUUGGGUUAUUGCAAUAGCCUUUUGAAUCCGAUUAUUUACGUCACCCUUAAUAGGGACUUUCGUAAGCCAUUCCGUGAGAUAUUAUGUUUCCGAUGCAGCAGCUUAAAUCACAUGAUGAGAGAAGAGUUCUAUCAAAGUCAAUAUGGCGAUCCAGUAAAUAACUAUGAAAUAAAAGCCGGCGAAACCGAAAGCGGUGAUAGAUUGGAUGAUCAAGGGGUCGAAGCAAUCGACGUUGUGGCCAACACACCUAAUGAGAGCUUUCUAUGAUCAAAGUGAAUAAUUAUUACCUUUAUCAAACGAAUUCUUCUCACUGAUCUGAGCUUCUUAUGGGGAUAUACAUCCAAUCCGAAACUCGGAAUGUUUUAACUAAAUAUUUAUCGAUCGAAUUUUUAACUUAUUGCGGAGGAUAUACCAGCAGAUUUUUUACGUACGAGUUUUUUCUUCUGGAUUUCUUCUUUUUUCUUUCUUUCUUUCUUUCUUUCUUUCUUUCUUUCUUUCUUUUUUUAUUUAUUAUAUAUAUCUUGUAUACUUUUU
Messenger RNA from Vespa velutina, 3071 nucleotides. It is a transcript of the gene 5-HT7, whose product is annotated as 5-hydroxytryptamine receptor 1-like. The transcript is spliced from 7 exons. The record is from RefSeq and is a predicted model, not a curated record. Gene Ontology annotation, biological process: adenylate cyclase-activating adrenergic receptor signaling pathway. NCBI's taxonomy places the organism in Eukaryota, Metazoa, Arthropoda, Insecta, Hymenoptera, Vespidae. Gene Ontology annotation, cellular component: membrane. Bases 1233 to 2804 code for a protein of 523 amino acids. Gene Ontology annotation, molecular function: G protein-coupled amine receptor activity.